Folsomia candida is the source of this 5124-nucleotide messenger RNA. RefSeq names its product bumetanide-sensitive sodium-(potassium)-chloride cotransporter. The transcript has 37 exons. Gene Ontology annotation, cellular component: membrane. NCBI's taxonomy places the organism in Eukaryota, Metazoa, Arthropoda, Collembola, Entomobryomorpha, Isotomidae. Gene Ontology annotation, biological process: chloride transmembrane transport; cell volume homeostasis; sodium ion transmembrane transport. The record is from RefSeq and is a predicted model, not a curated record. Bases 184 to 3549 code for a protein of 1121 amino acids. Gene Ontology annotation, molecular function: sodium:potassium:chloride symporter activity.
AAGAGCAGAGUGUGAGUGGGGGAGCUCCGUUUUCUCUCAUUUUUUCUGCAAGAAAAUUUUCUCCGGUCGUCUCUUUUCACUGUUUCUCGCUUUCACCCACGAACCAAACCAAUUUCUCUGUUCCAGCCACCCCAAUCUAAUAUAAGAUUGCAACGAAUUACAAUUGAACCAAUUGACACAACGAUGGAUAUGGACUUGCGUGAUAAGCGGACUCGUUUUCAAGUGAAUCGAGUAGACUCUUCUACGGUCAACUCUAAUGGUCACUCGCCUGUGCCAAGUCGUGUGGGUGGUGCUGCUGGAGAAGCGACUUUAGUUGGCUACACUCCUGAUGAUGCAGAUAGAAAUGGAAGGUUGUCCCCAUUGGAUGAAAGUUGUGCUUCCCCAGCGAUGCUCAUUUCCCCGACGCAUCAUCGCCAAUCUGUCGGUGACCAGGCCCACUUCACCCUCAGUGGCAACUAUGAUACGAAAUAUGCUAAAAGUUUUCGUCACUUGACGAGAGAAGCCCUCCCAUCACUUGACAACUAUCGAAACAUGAUGUCCAUCCAGGCUGCUUACCGUCCUACGUUGGACGAACUACAUGAUUUGGAUUUUGAAGGAAAGGAUCAACCCCAAGAAGGAGUCACGAAGGGGGAUGCUCCUGAAUCCGCCGUAAAAUUCGGUUGGGUGAAAGGCGUGUUUGUGCGGUGUUUGCUGAAUAUCUGGGGAGUUAUGCUUUUUCUUCGGUUAUCUUGGGUGACGGGCCAAGCUGGAAUCGUUCAAACCUGGGUCAUUAUUGGACUAGCUGGAGUGGUUACAGGGAUCACUGGUCUUUCCAUGUCGGCCAUCAGCACAAAUGGACAAAUUAAGGGAGGGGGGACCUACUUCAUGUUAUCGAGAUCGUUGGGGCCGGAGUUUGGAGGUAGCAUUGGAUUUAUCUUUGCGGUGGCAAAUGCGGUCGCGGCGGCCAUGUACGUUGUUGGUUUUGCCGAGUCGAUGGUCGAUCUUCUAAAGAGCUUUAGAACAUACGUAGUCCUGGAUGACACAAACAGUGUGCGAAUCAUCGGAAGUGUGGCAAUCGUUGUGCUAACUUGUGUUGUAGUUGUUGGAAUGGAGUGGGAGGCGACAGCACAAGUUGGGUUGCUAAUCAUUCUGUUAGCAGCGAUGGUAGACUUUGUGAUUGGAAGUUUCAUUGGACCAAUAUCUGACGAGGAAUUCAGCAAAGGCUUCGUUGGAUAUAAUGGUUCGCUAUUCGUGGAGAACUUGGCCCCUGAUUACAGACUCACAAACGAAGGCCAGCAAACCUUUUUUUCCGUGUUUUCGAUAUUUUUUCCUGCGGCCACUGGGAUCUUAGCUGGAGCAAAUAUCUCCGGAGAUUUGGCAGACCCACAGCACAGUAUACCUCUUGGAACGCUCUUGGCGAUUGUUGUGACCACGAUAUCAUACCUUGCCUUUGCCUCGAUAGCUGGGGCAUGUGUUUUGCGCGAAGCCACAGGCAACUUUACUGUCCCUGAAUACCUUGUUAAUGGGUCAAGAGAAGAUCGUUGGUCUUACAUUUCCUCGGGAUUUCACCUGUGCCAGACAAAUAAGUUUAAUGGUACUAUUUAUUUGGGUAACGCCACGGACGCAGAAUGUCAAUGGGGUUUGUUGAAUAGCUUUCAGGUCAUGGAGUUGGUCAGCAUAUCGGGGGGAUUAAUCUAUGCAGGUUGUUUUGCUGCUACCCUCAGUUCUGCCUUGUCAAGUUUGGUUUCUGCUCCGAAGGUCUUUCAGGCGUUAUGCAACGAUAAGCUUUAUCCAUACCUUGAAUUUUUUGGGAAAGGACAAGGGAAAUCGAAUGAGCCAAUAAGAGGAUACGUUCUUACAUUUGUCGUUGCCCUCGCGUUUAUCUUGAUUGCUCAGCUGAAUGUUAUAGCACCGUUGAUCUCAAACUUCUUCCUUGCUGCCUACGCCCUGGUGAAUUUUAGUUGUUUUAACGCCUCCUUAAUCAAGCCCGUAGGUUGGAGACCUACUUUUAAGUAUUACAACUUGUGGCUAAGUUUGGUCGGCGGAUUAUUGUGCGUUGCAGUGAUGUUUUUAAUUUCGUGGCAGACCGCAAUAUUGACUAUUGGAGCUGUGGCGUUUCUUUAUUUGAUCGUCGUUUACCGUAAACCCGACGUUAACUGGGGUUCGUCCACACAAGCACAAACGUAUAAGACGGCGUUAUCUUCAGUUCACCAAUUGAACAAUGUCCAAGAACAUGUGAAAAAUUACAGACCACAAAUUCUUGUUCUCUCGGGGCAUCCAAGUUUCAGACCAAGUCUGGUGGACUUUGGUUACUUGAUUACAAAACAAAUUUCAUUGCUAAUGUGUGGGCAAAUAGUUAAGAGGCCAUUAGAUAAUCGACAAAGAAAAGCUCUAAUUGACAAGGCGCAAAAUUGGUUUACUUUGAAUAAAUUGAAAGUGUUCUUCAACUUGGUGGAUGACAUGAGCUUUCAAGAAGGUUCAAAAGCACUGCUUCAAGCGUCAGGCGUCGGCAAACUGCGCCCAAACAUACUAUUAAUGGGCUUCAAAAAUAACUGGAACACUUGCAAUUUUGAGGAGUUGAAUGAAUAUUUCCGAACUAUUCACAAGGCGAUGGACAUGCACUUGGCCGUGACCAUUCUACGAAUUGGUAAUGGGAUGGACUUUAGUAAGAGCGUCAUUUUCGGCGAAGACAUUCCAGCGUCAACAAUGCAAGCAGAAAAUAAAAGUGGGUCCUCGGAUGAAUGUCUGCCUCGUAACCAGUCAUUGUCCCAAAUGUCCCAUGAGUUAGGAAGGUAUCUCACUAUUGGGGUUAGGAAUUUAAUGCGAGCAAGCAGUGGCGAGCUUGGAAGUUGUGAAGCCACAAGUACCCUAGCAAAAACAGAAAAUAAGGACACACUGUCUCCGAAACUGUCUCCGAAAAAUGAUCCGCGAAUAUUCUACCGGAAUGUACAUGGGGGUAAAAUUCCUCGCGACAUCAUGGAAAGUAUAACUAGGUUUCGGAAACAACGGAAAGACGGUGUAAUUGAUGUUUGGUGGUUAUACGAUGACGGUGGUCUUACUCUCCUUCUUCCACACAUAAUCAACACUAGACCAAACUUUGCAUCAUGCAAACUUCGAGUGUUUGCACUUGCAAAUAGAAAAGACGAAUUUGAUGCUGAACACAGAAGCAUGGCAGGACUACUAGCGAAAUUCCGCAUUGACUAUUCCGACCUGAAAAUUGUGACUGACUACACAAUGAAGCCUCACGAUACCACUCGAGCGCUGUUUGAGAGUAUUAUUGCCCCAUACCGAAGAAAAGAAAAACUCCCUGGUGAAGAUGAUGGUUGUAUCAUAACUGAUACUGAUUUGAUCACGUCAAAAGAUAAAUGCAACAGGUAUAUGAGAUUGCGUGAUUUGCUACAAGAAACGUCUCGGUGUUCAGAUUUGGUGGUAAUGACGCUACCGAUGCCAAGAAAAGGAGUAAUUCCAGCCCCACUUUUUAUGUCGUGGCUCGACAUAUUGACCCAUGAUAUGCCACCAUUUCUUUUGGUUCGAGGAAACCAGACGCCGGUCCUCACCUUCUACUCUUAAAUGUUCUUUUACCCGGUUUUAGAUUUUAGUUGAAUGUAUUAUAUAAUUACUGUUGUGAGGACAUGCUUAAAGUUUUACGUAUCAUUAGGUUACAAAUUGUACAUAUCUUUUUAAUGUAAUUUACUCUGCAAAAAGCAAGACCUAAGAUCAAAUUAUUAUUGUCAAUUUAUGUUUAUAUUUUCUUUGUGAUCUUUCUAAAUAUUAUCGGUGAUGAAAUAUAUGUAACUUUUUAUUGUUUGAUCGUCAGUCGAACUAUUUACAAAUUAAAUUGUAAGCUAUAUUUCCGGAGUGCGUUAAGAAACCGACCAUACAACACCAUACGAGUUUGAGUACCUGUCUACAUAUUUUAGAGACUGAAAUCGUACCUUACUUACAUAUUUAGAAGCAUGCACUGUACAUAAGUGCAGAGUUGUAUAUUAACUAAAAGUUAAGUCUGUUCUACUAGUUAUGAAUAAUGAAUAAGGAUACGGAAAUUUUUUUGAAUCUCAAAAUCCUAUUUUUUAACAAAAAAAGAUUUACGUACUAAUAAAAUAUUAACACAGAUAAGUACAUUCAUAAUUCUCAAAGCUUUAUGUAUUUUCAUAAAAACAAUCCUUCUACAAAUAGUGACCUACAUAAUGCAUGAAUCUAUUUGACUUGAGUUUUAUCAGACUUUAUAAACAAUAACUCUCUGAAAACUUGUUCAAUUUCGAUGAAAAAACACUGGAUAAGACAACUGGUAAAUUUGAUAUAAAGGCAACUCCGCAAUCAUGCUAGAUAUCUCGUCCUAUAUACUUUUUUCCAAAUGAAACACAAGAUAGGCUCAAAUAUUUGCUGCACAAAAUAAAUUCGCCGUAUCGUUAUCUUCAUUCUUUCUCAUCCUGUUUUGGGAAUAAAACGGAUGAAAUAUCCAUAUUCAGUUCAUUCCUAUACAGUUCACGAUCUCCGAUUUGCAUAAUUUCAUAUCUACAAAAAAAUGGUGGUCAAACUAGCCCUAGUUCUUCUCGUCGUCCUUCACGUUUCUCAAGGGGACGCUGAAUUCUACGCCAACGGUACAGACCAUCAUGUCGGCAAACAUCACGAAGCCGCGUUUCCAGGAGGAGGGAUGUGCUCCGAGUGUUCUUCUGCCCAAACUUGUUGCAUCGUCGACACUUCUCGCUAUUCCUGCUGUGGAUCUUCGAAAGGUUUUGUUUGCUGCGAUGGAGGGAUGACCUGCUGUCCCCCCGGUUACCGAUGUUCUGGAGCUUACUGCGUCAAGUCCUCGCUCACCAUGACGGGUAGUGGAAGUGGCUCAUUUGCACCGUCUGUCACCCUGGUGGCUAGCAUUUUUCUACGAAAUGUUCUACCACGAUUUUAAAAGGAGGAACUGUUCCUCAUGAACACGUCGAGAAAUUAUGUUGAGUAAACCUUCAGAAUUAGAAAUAAUAUCUAUAUUUCAAAAGUGAAUAUUUAAUUUUGAUAUUUCUAUUAUUUCAUAUAAAAUUUCUGCUGUCGUUUUACAUACUUUUAAGAAAAAUAUAUAUUUAAAAAUGUAUUUAUAUUACGAAAUGCAUAUUUCUUGAAGUCAAUAAAUUGAUAUUCUAACAAUAAGAAACA